This is a messenger RNA of Drosophila arizonae, 923 nucleotides long. RefSeq names its product thioredoxin-related transmembrane protein 4-like. NCBI's taxonomy places the organism in Eukaryota, Metazoa, Arthropoda, Insecta, Diptera, Drosophilidae. The record is from RefSeq and is a predicted model, not a curated record. Gene Ontology annotation, cellular component: endomembrane system. Gene Ontology annotation, molecular function: disulfide oxidoreductase activity.
UUUGAAUUAUCGAAUCUUUUUGAAUAACCGAAUAACAUGAAAAUCUGGCAAAAAACGUUGUACUUAGCUGCCCUAUUGGUAGCCUGCGACGUUGUCGGCGAACUGCAGCCUUGUGUGUGGAGUGAGAAUCCAAGAAACGAGAAAUAUAUAUUGGAUGAGAGCUCGUGGGAUCUGACGCUCAAGGGCGAAUGGAUGAUCGGCUUCUGUGUGCCGCUGAUAAUGGCUUGCAUUAAGUUUGAGCGUGCAUGGAGCAAGUUCGCUCACGAGAAGCAGCUGGAGAAGAGCGACAUGAUUGUUGCCAGCAUGAAGCUGGAGUAUUCGGAAACCGUGAUCAGGCGCUUUUCCUUGCAUGAGUUGCCCACAAUUUUGCAUGUUAAGGACGGUGUAUUCCGGAAGCUGCCAAUAGGCAAAAACGUUCAGGAGCUACAUGAACUGGCGAACUUCAAAUGGCAGGAAAUAGAGCCAAUGCCCUUCUGGCAGCAUCCGAAUGGCCUGCUCAUACGCGCUUACGUACGCUAUAUACAAGCCAUAGAUCAAGUCUACCAAGCCUCCUGGUUGGGUACAGACUACGAGCAUGCCACUUGGCUUGUGCGCAUUGGCCUAAUCCUAAUCAUGGGCAUGUUUUUGACAAUUUGCUGCAGCAUAUACUGCUGUUUAUAUGACAGACGAAAGUUGCCAAAAUGUGGCAAAAAAUCGAAGGAACAAGUUGAGGGUCAUUCUGCCAGGAAACAGAAGGGAUCAUCAAGACAAAAAAUUUCCUUAGAUUGAGCCUUCGAUAUUUUGCUGUUCGUGCUGUUUUUAAUAACUAAGUAUAAUAUCAUUUCGAGCAUUGGACCCAAAAUCGUCAUCUAAAUGUUAUUUGCUUGCUUCGAAUUUAUUAUUUUCUUUCCACAAGGCGCCGCCUCGUCGGCGUGUUAAAAUGA